Phodopus roborovskii (desert hamster) is the source of this 1878-nucleotide messenger RNA. RefSeq names its product mediator of RNA polymerase II transcription subunit 20-like. The record is from RefSeq and is a predicted model, not a curated record. Gene Ontology annotation, biological process: regulation of transcription by RNA polymerase II. Gene Ontology annotation, molecular function: transcription coactivator activity. Gene Ontology annotation, cellular component: mediator complex. Lineage: Eukaryota; Metazoa; Chordata; Mammalia; Rodentia; Cricetidae.
GGCCUCUGGAUUCUCCCGAGUUCGUGUGUUUGAAGUGCCACUUUUUUACCCUGCGCCAUGGGAGUGACUUGUGUGUCCCAGAUGCCUGUGGCUGAGGGCAAGAGUGUCCAGCAGACGGUGGAGCUCCUCACCAGGAAAUUGGAGAUGCUUGGGGCAGAGAAACAAGGAACAUUUUGUGUAGACUGUGAGACUUACCACACAGCUGCCUCCACUCUGGGCAGCCAAGGCCAGGCUGGGAAGCUGAUGUACGUGAUGCAUAACUCAGAGCACCCCCUGAGCUGCUUUGCUCUCUUUGAGAAUGGGCCUUGCCUUAUCGCUGACACCAACUUCGAUGUGCUCAUGCUGAAGCUCAAGGGCUUUUUCCAGAGUGCCAAGGCCAGCAAGAUUGAGACCCGGGGUACUCGCUACCAGUACUGUGACUUCCUGGUGAAGGUGGGCACAGUCACAAUGGGGCCCAGUGCCCGUGGCAUCUCUGUGGAGGUGGAGUAUGGCCCUUGUGUGGUGGCUAGUGACUGCUGGAGCCUCCUGCUUGAGUUCCUACAGAGCUUUUUAGGCAGCCACACACCGGGGCCCCCAGUAUUUGGGAGUAGACACGAUGCUGUGUAUGGGCCAGCAGAUACCAUGAUACAGUACAUGGAACUCUUCAACAAGAUCCGAAAACAGCAGCAGGUGCCAGUGGCGGGAAUUCGUUAGUGAUUGGCCGCUGCCCACCUUCUGAGCGGUCACCAGAGUACUGCCCAGGAGGAGCAGGUGCCGUACACAGGGCCCUGGGGCCCUGGACUCUCCCUGACCCCGUCACAGCUGUUUUUUACUUCAUGCCUUAACUGGAUGUGGCUUGUCCUCAAGAAUGGAAAUUGUGAAGAAUGGAGAGGUGUGGGCUUUCCUGCUGUAGGGUAAAGGUACGACAGGCUUGCCCCUGCCAGCCCUGAAGGUGAAAAUGGUCUGUGUCCCCGGUCCUAAGGAUCUGGUAUAGCCCGCAGUGGCCACACGGUGCAGUGUGGCUGUGCCGGGUGGAGUCCCCUUUAGCUUGAGGAUGUGGCUGGCCUCUUCUGGAGAUGGUUGGGUGACGUGACUGGAUUGCUCUCCAUGUCUGCCCUGUUGGCUGCAGUGAUCUGAGAACCAAGUCAGUUGGAGUGUUGCUUUCAUCCUUUGAACGCUGAUGGUUUCCCUUUCUGCUUUGAUUGUGUGAACUCAUAGGCUAAGGGUUCUUACUGCACAUUUUACUUCUUACCUAAUAGUUUAGAGGCUAUCAGUUCCUCAGGGCGGAAUUAACUCUAGGGUUAGCACAAACUAGGCCUCUCAUGUCUGUUCGGUUGCCCCAGUGAUGUGGUUCUGACCACAGGGUGUUAAGCACACUCGUUGGCUCCACAUUCACAUCCACUGAGCAGAGAGGGGGUUGCUCAAUCACUGCAGGCAUGCUAUCCUGACUCUCAACACUCGGUCUGUUUAGUUUUCUGCACCAUGCCUCACAAGUGGUCUUCUCGUCACGGUUGAGCCUUGGAGUCACUCGUUGAUACCAUUGCUUACCUGCCUCACACCUGCUACGGAAACAGUGAACCAGGCCAGCAUUUGAGAUCUACAUAGAUAGGCUUGAGGAAAUUGCUAAUAUACCAAGUGUAGUGUGUCACCGAGGACUCUGUCCUCAGUGGACAGCUAAGCAGACUUUCUGGAGCAUGUUUCUACAGCAGCUGGGAUAUGCUGCUCAUGUUUACCCUAGCGAUGGCUGCCAGGAAAGCUCAGUAUACCUUCCUGGCUGGAGAAUCUGUUGUCCACAUUGUUCACUGUUACUUCCCUUUGCUUUUGUUGUUAAUGUUUGUUUAUUUUUGCACUUUAAAAAUUGAGGUAUGUUUUAGAUAUCACAAUAAAAUCUACAAAUAU